AUGGCCGCCUUCAAAGUUCACGACCCCACUCACCCUGUGCCCACUUACCAGGGUGUGGGGUGCUGGCGUGUGACUUGCCUGUCCUUUGCAGCCCAGCAGCUGAACUUCAUCCCCCCUGCCAUCCUUUUCCCCACCAUCAGCCCCCCGAACCCCGCGCACAACGGCCGGGUGUGCAGCACGUGGGGCGACUUCCACUACAAGACCUUCGACGGCGCCGUCUUCCGCUUCCCCGGGCUCUGCAACUACGUCCUGUCUGCGCACUGCGGCGGCGCCUACGAGGACUUCAACGUGCAGCUGCGGCGCGGCAUGGCCAACUCCAGGCCCACCAUCACCCGCGUGGUCCUCAGGAGCCAGGGGCUGGUGCUGGAGGCCUCCAACGGCUCCGUGCUCGUGGAUGGGCAGCGGGUGAAGCUGCCCUUCGCCCGUGCCGGCCUCCUGGUGGAGAAGAGCAGCAGCUACAUCAAGGUCAGCGUCCGGCUGGUGCUGACUUUCAUGUGGAACGGCGGGGACAGCGCCCUGCUGGAGCUGGAUCCCAAGUAUAUCAACCAGACAUGCGGCUUAUGCGGAGACUUCAACGGGCUCCCGGCGGCGUCUGAGUUCUACGCCCACAACGCCAGACUGACACCCCUACAGUUCGGGAACCUGCAGAAGAUGGAUGGGCCCACAGAGCAGUGCCAGGACCCCCUGCCCUCAGCAGCCGACAACUGCACAGACGAGGAGGACAUCUGCCGCCGCACCUUGCUCGGCGCCGCCUUCAGCCCGUGCCACGCACUGGUGGACCCUGAGGCCUACGUGGCCGCCUGCACCCAGGACCUGUGCCGCUGUCCCACCUGCCCUUGCGCCACCUUUGCCGAGUACUCCCGCCAGUGUGCCCACGCCGGGGGCCAGCCCCAGAACUGGAGGCGCCCGGACCUCUGUCCCGCCACCUGCCCCCUCGGCAUGCAGCACCUCGAGUGCGGCUCGCCCUGCGCCGACACCUGCUCCAACCCCGAGCGUGCCCAGCUCUGCGAGGACCACUGUGUGGACGGCUGCUUCUGCCCAGAUGGCACCGUGUGGGACGACGUUGGCCAGACGGGCUGCGUGCCCCUGGAGCAGUGCUCCUGCACCCAUGGCGGCCGCACCUACGCCCCAGGCGCCUCUUUCACCUCCAGCUGCAGUUCCUGCACCUGCUCCGGGGGUCGGUGGCAGUGCCAGGACCUCCCGUGCCCAGGCACCUGCUCCGUCCAGGGUGGGGCCCACGUGUCCACCUAUGACGAGAAGCUGUACGACCUGCACGGAGACUGCAGCUACGUCCUGUCCAAGCAAUGUGCAGACAGCAGCUUCACGGUGCUGGCCGAGCUGCGGAAGUGUGGCCUGACAGACACCGAGAACUGCCUCAAAGCCGUGACACUCAGCCUGGAUGGCGGGGACACGACCAUCCGGAUCCAGUCCAGUGGGGGAGUGUUCAUGAACAGCAUCUACACCCAGCUGCCGGUGUCCGCAGCCAACAUCACCAUCUUCAAGCCCACAUCCUUCUUCAUCGUGCUGAACACGGCCCUCGGGCUGCAGGUCCAGGUGCAGCUGGUGCCACUCAUGCAGGUCUUCCUACAGCUGCUCCCAGAGCACCGAGGCCAGAUGUGCGGCCUCUGCGGGAACUUCAACCAGAACCAGGCCGAUGACUUCCGCGCGCUCAGCGGCGUGGUGGAGGGCACCGCCGCCGCCUUCGCCAACACCUGGAAGACCCAGGCCUCCUGCCCCAAUGUCAGGAACAGCUUCGAGGACCCCUGCUCCCUCAGCGUGGAGAACGAGAACUACGCCCAGCACUGGUGCUCCCUGCUCACGCACCCCGCCAGCGUCUUCGCAGCCUGCCAUGGGGUCAUCAACCCCACGCCCUUCCACUCGAACUGCAUGUUCGACACGUGCAACUGCGAGAAGAGUGAGGACUGCAUGUGCGCGGCCCUGUCCUCCUACGUGCGCGCCUGCGCCGCCAAGGGCGUGCUGCUGGACGGCUGGAGGGACGGCGUCUGCACCAAGUACAUGAGCAACUGCCCCAAGUCCCAGCGCUAUGCCUACAUGGUGGACAGCUGCCAGCCCACCUGCCGUGCCCUGAGCCAGGCCGACGUGACCUGCGCUGUGGACUUUGUGCCCGUGGACGGCUGCACCUGCCCCCCAGGCACCUUCCUGGAUGAUGCCGGCGCCUGCGUGCCUGCCGAGGCCUGUCCCUGCUACUUCCGGGGCUCCGUGGUGGCACCCGGGGAGGUGGUGCAUGACAACGGCAUAGUCUGCUCGUGUUCCAACGGCAAAUUAAGCUGCCUGGGAGCCUCAGAGCAGAAGAGCAGAGGGUGUGUGGCCCCCAUGGUGUACCUGGAUUGCAACAAUGCCUCGGCUGGCACCCCGGGGGCUGAGUGCCUUAGGAGCUGCCACACGCUGGACGUGGACUGUUUCAGCACACACUGUGUGUCCGGCUGUGUAUGCCCCCUGGGGCUGGUGUCCGAUGGGAACGGAGGCUGCGUGGCUGAGGAGGACUGCCCCUGCCUGCACAACGACGCCACCUACCGGCCUGGGGACACCAUCAGGGUGGACUGCAACACCUGCACCUGCAAGAACCGGCGCUGGGAGUGCAGCCGGCAGCCCUGUCUGGGCACCUGUGUGGCCUACGGGGACGGCCACUUCAUCACCUUCGACGGCGAGCGGUACAGCUUCGACGGGAGCUGCGAGUACACGCUGGCCCAGGACCACUGCGGCAGCAGCACCACCAAUGGGACCUUCCGCGUCGUCACCGAGAAUGUGCCCUGUGGGACCACCGGUGUCACCUGCUCCAAAGCUAUCAAGAUCUUCCUGGAGAGCUACGAGCUGAUCCUGCACGAGGGGACCCACAAAGUGGUGCAGAGGGGACCUGGCGAGGAGCUGCCCUACAAGAUCCGACUCAUGGGCAUCUACCUGGUGGUAGAGACCCGCCACGGCCUGGUGGUGUCCUGGGACCGCAGGACCAGCGUGUUCAUCCGGCUGCGCCAGGACUACAAGGGGAGGGUCUGCGGGCUCUGCGGGAACUUCGACGACAAGGCCAUCAACGACUUCACCACGCGGGGCCAGUCCGUGGUGGGCAACGCCCUGGAGUUCGGCAACAGCUGGAAGUUCUCCCCGUCCUGCCCGGACGCACCCGUCCCCAGAGACCCCUGCACGGCCAACCCCUACCGCAAGUCGUGGGCCCAGAAGCAGUGCAGCCUCAUCAACAGUGCCACCUUCGCCGCCUGCCACCCUCAGGUCGACCCCUCCAAGUACUACGAGGCCUGCGUGAGCGACGCGUGCGCCUGCGACUCGGGCGGGGACUGCGAGUGCUUCUGCACAGCCGUGGCCGCCUACGCCCAGGCCUGCCGCGACGUGGGCGUGUGCGUGUCCUGGAGGAGCCCCGACAUCUGCCCCUUGUUCUGCGACUACUACAACCCCCACGGAGAGUGUGAGUGGCACUACGAGCCGUGCGGGGCCCCCUGCCUGAAAACUUGCCGCAACCCCAGUGGGCGCUGCCUGAUGGACCUGCCAGGCCUGGAAGGCUGCUACCCGAAGUGUCCUCCCAGCAAGCCAUUCUUCAGCGAGGAGGCGAUGAGCUGUGUGGCGCGGUGUGGCUGCUACGACGAGCAGGACAACUACUAUGAGAUUGGGACCAGCAUCCCCCCAGUGGAGAACUGCCAGCGCUGCAACUGCACCGCUGCUGGCGUCCAGUGCACACACAGCCCUGAGGCCUGCACCUGCACCUACGAGGGCAGAACCUACGGCUACAAGGAAGUCAUCUACAACACGACCGAUGGGCUGGGCGGCUGCCUGCUCGCCGUCUGCGGAGACAACGGCACCAUCACCCGCACGGCCGUGGACUGUCCGGGAACCCCAGCCACGACACCCUUCACCUUCACGACCACUGAAGCCCCCAUCCCGACCACAGGCUGGGCGCCCACCGUCUCCACUGUGUGCGUGCGCCAGCGCUGCCAGUGGUCCAGCUGGUACGACAGCAGCCGGCCCCUGCCCGGACUGGGAGGCGGAGACUUCGAGACCUUCGAGGGGCUGAGGCAGAAGGGCUACCCGGUGUGCGCGCAGCCGGUCGAGGUGGAGUGCCGCGCACAGCAGCUGCCCAGCCUGGCCCUGGCCGAGCUGGGCCAGACGGUGGAGUGCAGCCUGGCCCGGGGACUGGUGUGUCUCAACAGUGAGCAGAGCCCCCCCCUCUGCCACAACUACGAGGUGCGGGUGCUGUGCUGCGAUUACGUGCCCUGCGCCACAUCCCCAGCCCCUGCUACUCCCAGGCCCAUCCAGAGCAGCACCACCCCGGUGCCACCCCCGGCAUCCCAGCCCACCCCCACAGGGGCCACGUCCACCUUCCGGUCCACGGCGGCCUCCCCCUCACAGGCCCCAUCCAGCGGGGCCCCAGAGGCUACCAGCUGUCAGCCCCGGUGCCAGUGGACAGAGUGGUUCGAUACAGACUACCCCCAGUCCGAGGAGGCUGGCGGGGACAUGGAGACGUAUGACAGGAUCCGGAAUGCGGGAGGGGACGUGUGUGCGCAGCCGCAGGACAUCGAGUGCCGGGCAGAGAACUUCCCGGACCAGACCCCAGAGGAGCUGGGGCAGCGUGUGCACUGUGACGUCAACUUCGGCCUGGAGUGCAGGAACCAGGAGCAGCCGGGCCUGUUCAAGAUGUGCUACAACUACAGGGUCCGCAUUCUGUGCUGCAGCUACAGCCACUGCGGGCUGCCCACGACCACAGCCAACGCGGGCACCACCACCACGGUCAACGCCACGCCCACCACCAAGUUGCCAGCCACAGAGCCUGGGACCAUGCCAGGGACCACCCUGGGCAGCACCACAGCGCCUUCCUCCCUGCCGGCAGGAGCCACAUCACUGCUCCCCAGUCUCCCGAGCAGAACGUCAUCGUCCACUGUAGGAAGCCCCACGUCUGCUCCCGGCACCACUACAACCAGCGUCCCGGGCCAGGCCACGUCUGUCCAUCCGAGUCACACAACCACACAGAAGGUCAUGGAGGCGUCCUCCCAAGAGCCCACCCCUGUGUUGGUGACAGUGCAAAGAUUCACAACUCGCCCAGCAACAGGGGCCCAGGUGGGCAAGACCAGCACCGUCCCACCGGGCUCCCCAACUCCCUACCUCAAGGAGACGAGCACAGGCGGGAGAGAGACAGUGCCGGUCACCGCCGAGGCCACCACCAGCACAGGGACAACAGGCUGCCAGCCCAGGUGCGAGUGGACAGAAUGGCUGGACGUGGACUUCCCCACCUCUGGCGUCAUGGGUGGUGACAUCGAGACAUUUGAGAACAUCCGAGCGGCAGGGGGCCGGCUGUGUGAGCAGCCGCAGAAGAUCGAGUGCCGCGCGGAGAACUACCCCGAGGUGAGCAUCGACCAGAUCGGCCAGGUGCUGACCUGCAGCCUGCAGACGGGGCUCAUCUGCAGGAACAGGGACCAGAAGGGGCCGUUCAACAUGUGCUUCAACUACAAUAUCCGCGUGCUCUGCUGUGACGACUACCGCCACUGCCCCAGCACGGCACAGCCCGCACACACCCGCACAACCACCCAGCCCGAGCUCAGCACCACGCCUACCGGGGACGAGCAGGCCUCCAAGUCCACACCCGGCUCGCAAGCCACCACCACCUGGGGGGCUUCAUCCAGGAACGACGAGACAGCCUCCGUGGUGACCCCCCACAGAAAGACCACCUCCAGGUCCCCGGGCACCAGGAGCCCCUCGACCACCACGCUGCCCGCCCGCCUCUCAAAGCCCAGCACCACCACUCCCACCCAGGCCACGUCCCCCAGCCAGGGCUGUGAGCCGCAGUGCGCAUGGACAGACUGGUUCGAUGAGGACUACCCCACGCCAGGCCCCAACGGGGGAGACUUUGAGACCUUAGCAGUGCUCCGAGCCGCCGGCCACAUCUUCUGCGAGCAGCCAGAGGACAUCGAGUGUCGCUCGGAGCUGGAGCCGCAGGUGGCCCUGGAGCAGCUGGACCAGGUGGUCAUGUGCAAUGUGAGUGUGGGGCUGGUGUGUCGCAACCGCGAGCAGCCGCAGCCCCUCGGCUACUGCCACAACUACCACGUGCGCCUGCUCUGCUGUGACUACAGCCGGUGCGCCAGCUCGGCCGCCACCACCGCCACUCGCGCCACCACCCCCGCCACCACCCGCACGCCUGUGGUCCCCACCACCGGGGCCACCUCCCCCGGCCAGUCCCUGUCCCCAGAAGCAUCCCCUGGGACCACGCUCCCGCCCCCCAGCACAGAGACUGGCACAGCUCCAAAUACCGCCAAAGUGGGGCUAAGCACCAGGUCCCUCCCGCCGUCCCCCACACCCAAGGCCACAGACUCUCCAGGGAGCACCUCCUCUGGCCCUUCCACGUCUGCCUCCACGGCUUCAGGCACCCCGGGCCUGAUCCAGACAACGCCCCUGCUGACCUCAGCACCCCCUGCCGCCUCCGUGACCCCCGGCUCGGGGACCACAGCCUGUCAGCCCCGCUGCUCCUGGUCGGACUGGCUGAAUGAGAGCAACCCAGUGCCCGGGGCCACUGGCGGUGACUUUGAGACCUAUGCCAGCCUCCGCGCUGCCGGCCACGUCCUGUGCGAGCAGCCCGUGGCUCUGGAGUGCCGCGCGGCGGCUCUGCCUGACGUGCCGCUGCCAGAGCUGGGCCAGGUGGUGCAGUGCCGGCUGCAGGAUGGCCUGGUGUGCCGCAACCGUGACCAGGUCGGCCGCUUCAAGAUGUGUCUCGACUACCAGGUCCGCGUGCUCUGCUGCGACUACAGCCACUGCCCCAGCACCCCGGCCACCACCGCCAUCGCUGGCCCCAGCACCCGGCCCCACUCCCCGCUGCCCACCAGCACCUCCACACUGUCACCCAUGUCACCCAGCACCGGCCCUGCCGGGACCACCUCUGGGUGCCAACCUGCCUGCCGCUGGACCGACUGGCUGGACUCGGACCAGCCCCUGCCUGGCCGCUAUGGGGGUGACAUCGAGACGUACUAUCACAUCGAGAGCGUCCAUGGCCAGCUGUGCGCUGAGCCAGUGGCCAUCGAGUGCGAGGCUGUGCUCUUCCCGGGGGUGGAGCUCCAGCAGCUGGGCCAGGUGGUGCAGUGUGACGUGCACUACGGGCUCAUCUGCAGGAACAGCUGGCAGGUGUGGGGCCGCAACUGCCUCAACUACCACGUGCGCGUGCAGUGCUGUGAUGACUACAGCCACUGCACCAGCUCGCCCGCACCCACCGCCACCACCAGCGGGACCAGCACUGGCCAGCCCACAUCAGAGGGGCCACAUACUGGGACACCAGGCACCACCCAGACGCGACCCUCCUCCCCUGCGGCCACCCCCAGCUCAACUCCCACCCAGGCCACGUCCCCCAGCCAGGGCUGUGAGCCGCAGUGCGCAUGGACAGACUGGUUCGAUGAGGACUACCCCACGCCAGGCCCCAACGGGGGAGACUUUGAGACCUUAGCAGUGCUCCGAGCCGCCGGCCACAUCUUCUGCGAGCAGCCAGAGGACAUCGAGUGUCGCUCGGAACUGAAGCCGCAGGUGGCCCUGGAGCAGCUGGACCAGGUGGUCAUGUGCAAUGUGAGUGUGGGGCUGGUGUGUCGCAACCGCGAGCAGCCGCAGCCCCUCGGCUACUGCCACAACUACCACGUGCGCCUGCUCUGCUGUGACUACAGCCGGUGCGCCAGCUCGGCCGCCACCACCGCCACUCGCGCCACCACCCCCGCCACCACCCGCACGCCUGUGGUCCCCACCACCGGGGCCACCUCCCCUGGCCAGUCCCUGUCCCCAGAAGCAUCCCCUGGGACCACGCUCCCGCCCCCCAGCACAGAGACUGGCACAGCUCCAAAUACCGCCAAAGUGGGGCUAAGCACCAGGUCCCUCCCACCGUCCCCCACACCCAAGGCCACAGACUCUCCAGGGAGCACCUCCUCUGGCCCUUCCACGUCUGCCUCCACGGCUUCAGGCACCCCGGGCCUGAUCCAGACAACGCCCCUGCUGACCUCAGCACCCCCUGCCGCCUCCGUGACCCCCGGCUCGGGGACCACAGCCUGUCAGCCCCGCUGCUCCUGGUCGGACUGGCUGAAUGAGAGCAACCCAGUGCCCGGGGCCACUGGCGGUGACUUUGAGACCUAUGCCAGCCUCCGCGCUGCCGGCCACGUCCUGUGCGAGCAGCCCGUGGCUCUGGAGUGCCGCGCGGCGGCUCUGCCUGACGUGCCGCUGCCAGAGCUGGGCCAGGUGGUGCAGUGUGACGUGCACUACGGGCUCAUCUGCAGGAACAGCUGGCAGGUGUGGGGCCGCAACUGCCUCAACUACCACGUGCGCGUGCAGUGCUGUGAUGACUACAGCCACUGCACCAGCUCGCCCGCACCCACCGCCACCACCAGCGGGACCAGCACUGACAAGAGUCUCCUCUCCAGGGGCCACGCCAAGGGCCACACCAAGUGCCACCAAAUCAACCACAGGGACAGGAGCCUCGUCUUCAGGGGCCACACCAAGUGUCACCAAAUCAACCACGGGGACAGGAGCCUCUUCUCCAGGGGCCACGCCAAGUGCCACCAAAUCAACCACGGGGACAGGGUUACCACAAGUACCACCUUUUCCGCCACAGAAACUGAAGCAUCCACCCCCAAGGCUACUCCUUGGAUAACCAUGUCGAACACGGAAGCAGGAUCCUCUUCACCAGGACCCACCACAAGCGCCACUAAGUCCUCCACGCUGACUGGACCUUCCUCUCCAAGGGCCACACCUAGCAUCACUGAAUUCACCACACAGACAGGAGCCUCGUCCCCCAGAACCACUGAAAGGGUCUCUGUGCCAGGUCCCUCUCCCUCGUCCACAAUCCCCAGCGCAUCCACCAGACCAGCCUCUUCCCUGACCUCAACCACUUCCCCCGUGGUAACUGCCCACAUAAAGACCACCUCCAGGUUCCCAGGCACCAGGAGACCCUCGACCAGCACCCUGCCCUCACAGCCCAGCUCCACCACUCCUCCCGAGGCCACGUCCCCCAGCCAGGGCUGUGAGCCGCAGUGCGCAUGGACAGACUGGUUCGAUGAGGACUACCCCACGCCAGGCCCCAACGGGGGAGACUUUGAGACCUUAGCAGUGCUCCGAGCCGCCGGCCACAUCUUCUGCGAGCAGCCAGAGGACAUCGAGUGUCGCUCGGAACUGAAGCCGCAGGUGGCCCUGGAGCAGCUGGACCAGGUGGUCAUGUGCAAUGUGAGUGUGGGGCUGGUGUGUCGCAACCGUGAGCAGCCGCAGCCCCGGCCCUACUGCCACAACUACCACGUGCGCCUGCUCUGCUGUGACUACAGCCGGUGCGCCAGCUCGGCCGCCACCACCGCGACUCGCGCCACCACCCCUGCCACUACCCGCACGCCUGUGGUCCCCACCACCGGGGCCACCUCCUCCGGCCAGCCAGAUAUGAGCCUGUCGACCGCUCACCCCACGGCCUUCAGUCUGGAGCCCACCACCAGCCCCAGCUCUCUGGCCCCCACUUCACACUGCUUCUGUCAGGCAUUCGGACAGCUCUUCUUGCCCGGGGAUGUGGUAUACAACAAGACGGACAGAGCCGGCUGCCGCUUCUAUGCUAUCUGCAACCAGCACUGUGCCAUCGACCGCUUCCAGGACGACUGUCCCAGCCCCUCACCCCCCACACCCUCCGUCUCCACGCCUCUGCCCUCCCCGGCUCCAGGCUGCGACCUCGUCGACCCUCCCCGACAGGUGAAUGAGUCGUGGACCCUCGAGGACUGUACCGUGGCCCGCUGCGAGGGACACAACCACAUCGUCCUGCUGGAACCCACGCCUGUGGCCCCCGUGACCUGUGUGAACGGGCUCCCGCCAGUCAAAGUGGGCCACGAGGAUGAGCCAUGCGACUACCACUACGAGUGCGAGUGCUCCUGCAGUGGCUGGGGUAACUCCCACUACUCCACCUUCGACGGCACCAGCUACUCCUUCUCCGACAACUGCACUUACGUCCUGGUGCGGGAGAUCCGCCCGCAGCUCAGGAACCUCAGCGUCCUCCUCGACAACUCCUUCUGCGAGGCCUCUCCACCUGCUGCCCGCUGCCCCCGCGCGCUCCGUGUGCGGUACCAAUCCACAGAAGUCAUCCUCAGCACCACCACCAGCCCCAGCGGCCAGCGGGAGAGCCUGAUCCUGUUUGACCAGAUGCGGGUGUCCCAGAGCUUCAGCAAGAAUGGUGUGCAGGUGUCGGCCACGGUGGCCACAGCCAUGAGCCUGGUCAUCCCGGUCAUCGGCAUCAGCAUCACCUUCGACGGCCAGGCCUUCCAGAUCCAGCUGCCCUACGGCCUCUUUCACCACAACACAGAGGGCCAGUGUGGCACCUGCACCAAUAGCCAGGCAGACGACUGUCGGCGGCCAGACGGUACCAUGGCCCCCAGCUGCCGGGACAUGGCCAGCUCCUGGCUGUUCCCCGAGAGCAACAAGGAAGGGUGCUGGGCCCCGCCCAGCCCACCCCCCACUGCCAGCCCCUCACCGGCGCCAACCAUGUCCACAUCCACCCCAUGCCCCCCGGCACCCCUCUGUGAGCUGCUGCUGAGCGAGGUGUUCGCCGAGUGCCAGGACCUCAUCCCACCCGAGCCCUUCCUCAGUGCCUGCCUCAGCGACGGCUGCCAGACCAGCCACCCGGCCACACCCUGCCAGAGCCUGGAGGCCUACGCUGCACUGUGCCGGGGCCGGGGCGUGUGUAGCGACUGGAGGAAUGCCACAGGCGGGCUCUGCGACCUCACCUGCCCACCCGGGAAAGUCUAUGAGCCGUGUGGCCCUGCACAGCCGCCAACCUGUGACUCCAGGGCCCAGAGCCCCGUUAGCACAGCACUAGCAGAGGGCUGCUUCUGCCCAGAUGGCCAGACCCUGUUCAAUGCAUACACGGACGUCUGCGUGCCCCAGUGCCCCUGCGUGGGACCAGAUGGGUACCCCAAAUUCCCAGGGGAGCGGUGGGUGAGCAACUGCCAGGAGUGCGAGUGUGCAGGGAGCCCCGUAUCGGUGCGCUGCACCCCCCUGCCCUGCCCAGUCCAGGACCUGCCCCCUGAGUGUGGCCUGGCUGGCUUCGUGACUGUGACCCGACCCCGGGCAGACAAUCCCUGCUGCUCAGAGACACUGUGCGUCUGCAACAUCACCACCUGCCCGCAGAACCCUCCAGAAUGUGGGCCGCAAGAGGAACUGAUCCCCACCCAGGAGGGGGGCAACUGCUGCCCCACCUUCACCUGCCGGCCUAAGCUGUGUGAAUACAACGGCACAGUCUACGGGGUUGGUGCCACCUUCCCAGCAGUCACUCCCUGCCACACAUGCACCUGUCUGUCCACGGGCACCCAAGAGCCGACCAUACACUGUGAAAAGGAGACGUGCAUGACCACCUGCCCCCAGGGCUUCCACUACACGACUAUAGCCGGGCAGUGCUGUGGGGAGUGUCUGCAGUCAACCUGCUUCACGCCUGACGGUGGGCUAAUACAGCCCAAUGAGACCUGGGCCAACAGCCUGGACAACUGCACAGAGUACCACUGCGAGGCUGAGAACGGGCGCUUCUUACUGAUGCUGAGGCCCACAGCCUGCCCAGAUGUGUCCAGCUGCAGGGGCAUCCUGAGGAAAUCUGGGUGCUGCUAUACUUGUGAGGAAGAUGUGAAAGGUUCCUGCCAUGUCCGUACCAACAUGACAGUCCUGCAGCACGGGGACUGUGUCACUGAAGUGGCAGUCAAUGUCCCCUUCUGCGAAGGCUCCUGUCCAGGCAUGUCCAGGUACUCGCCGGACGCCCAGACCAUGCAGCACCACUGCACGUGCUGCCGGGAGCUGCGGACACACCAGCGGACAGUGACCCUGCACUGCCCGGACAGUACCACCAUCCAGCACAGCUACACCUACGUGGAUGCGUGCGACUGCGAGCAGGCCUGCGUCCCUGAGGCUGCCCCUGACAGACCGCAGCAACUCAGCUCCAGCUGGCUGGCCCGCUAG
This is a messenger RNA of Sorex fumeus (smoky shrew), 11949 nucleotides long. RefSeq names its product mucin-5B-like. The transcript is spliced from 54 exons. Gene Ontology annotation, cellular component: extracellular matrix. NCBI's taxonomy places the organism in Eukaryota, Metazoa, Chordata, Mammalia, Eulipotyphla, Soricidae. Gene Ontology annotation, molecular function: protein binding. The coding region runs from base 1 to 11949 and encodes 3982 amino acids. The record is from RefSeq and is a predicted model, not a curated record.